AUGCCGACAUUGCGGAGGUCGGGAGUGACCAAGUUGCUGCGGACGGUCAACGGGAAGCCGCAUGCGAGCGACGAUGAUCACGAAGAUACCACAGACAUAGCGUUUCAGCUUCCAACACCAACAUCUUCGAAUGGCACGACUGACUCGGGAGGAAGUGGCAAGAAGCUUGUCGACGAGGGGGAUAUAUACGCCGAUCCACUUUCGAGUGGUGAUGAGAAGCCAGCAGGAUUCAAGCUGCUUUCACAUAUCCCUGUAGUAGCACCAGUGACAGCAGCAAAACAGUUCAAGCAGCAUCUUCAGCUAGACGGACCGUCUGAGGAGGUCGUACCAACAACAUUCAAGCACUUUAAGCCAAAGAGUCCAGCGAACAGUGUGGGCAGCAAGCGAAGUGCAGACGAUUCCGACCAUGCAGCUGGCAGCGACAAUGACGGCUUCAUCUUCAGCUCCGAGUCUUCGCAAGCCAAGAAGCCGCGGAUGAAAUACACCCAGAACGUGCAUGCUCGACCACAGUCUUUCAGGCCCACAGGCUAUGGCGCCAAAGCUGCAAGGCAAAGAUCACGAGAAGAGGAACAGAAGAAAGUGUUUCAAGUCAAGCAGACGAAGAAGCAGGAGACUGAGAAAGCAAAGGCGCCGGCUUUCAAGACCAUGAAGUUACCGGACGGCAUGCUGGCGUUCAGUGGCAAAGAUGGACCGACUACAUUUCGGCAACCACGACGUAGGGGAGACGGGGUCGGUGACUGCGAGGCUGAAGCAAAUGGCUCGGACUCGGACUUGUCGUCUCUACCCGGAGACGAGCCAGCUUACACAGAACAGGAGCUCGCAGCACUUGGACUUCCUGAAGUGGAACCAUACGAGCGUACUAUGGACUGUACCCUAUGCGAAGCCGGAAUGCCAUACUCAAUACGUGAAGACUUUGAGGACAUGUUCCCGCAGGCUCGAGCAUGGACAUACAAGUGGCAAGAACGGUUUUGCAGUUAUCAUAAGCGGGCGGAAGCACAACUGGAAUGGAAUGAACGAGGUUACCCUAGGAUUGAUUGGCCCGGAUUGCCCGCGAGGUUGAAGCAGCGGAAGCACACGUUGCGCUUGAAGAGCAUCAUGAGUGGCGAGCUCGAGUCUGCCUUCAAGAAGAGCUUCGAGGAGAAAGUCAAGACUGGCUCCAAGACUCUACUGCAGGCUGCUACAAGCACCAAGGAACAGAUGGGUACGACUGCUGGGUACUACGGACCCAGAGGCGAGACAGUAAUGACCGACCACAUCAUCGCCACCUUCGGCUCCGAUAUCAAUGACUACGCCAUCAAAGACAAAAACGUCGCCUCGGCAGGCGUGUCGGGAGGUGUCUCAGGGUACGUUCAAAAUGUGCUCGUGCCUGAGCUCACUCUUUCCCUCAUAAGCCAGGACAUGAGUGCCAAGGCCAAUCGCAUGCAAGGCACGCCUUUGGAAGUGCUCACAAAGAGUGCGAAGCUUGGUGAGCUUCUAUGUCCGGAGCUUGACGAAGGGGCGCAGGUCGUUGGAGAUGAAAACGAUGGGGAUGAUGAUCUAUAA
Recurvomyces mirabilis is the source of this 1542-nucleotide messenger RNA. RefSeq lists its product as uncharacterized. The coding region runs from base 1 to 1542 and encodes 513 amino acids. Lineage: Eukaryota; Fungi; Ascomycota; Dothideomycetes; Mycosphaerellales; Teratosphaeriaceae. The record is from RefSeq and is a predicted model, not a curated record. The transcript has 2 exons.